AUGCAAACAGAGGCUAUAAUUAGAGUUAUGGAUAAGCAACAAAGCUCAUCUCGAACACAGAUAUUGUCGGCUAAUACGUUGACAGCAGCUUCUGGAGAUGUUAUUACCGUAAUCCCUGGAGCUCCUAAAGCUCAAGUUUCAACCGCAUCUUUGCCCGCACGGCUGUUGUCUGUUUACGACUCUGAUCUCUCGCGGCAUGCUUGUUUGCUACCACUACCAAGCGAAAAGACUCGGACAGCUAAAUCUCCUGUUUUUCCAACUGAUAACGAUGGAAAUGGUUCAGCUUGUCCUCAAAAUCGGCAAACAAAUUUUUAUAGACGAAAUAAUAAUAAUAAUAAUAGCGGAGGUCCGAAUAAUAACAAUAACAGUUCUUGUCUGCCUUUUCCUUCUGAUAACUCUGUCCAUUUUAAUCGUUCAAAUUCAUCAGCGGCAGAUGGUAAUAGAGAACCGCCAGGACCAUGUCCAAUUUGUCGUAAAAAUGGACACUGGAGAAGAGAUUGCAGAUGUCCAUUUUUACGACAAAUUGGACAUGGUCCUGGCGGUUCUCUAUUACCAUCUGCCGCUGAUGGAUUUGAACGAUUAAAAUGGACAGAGUUCAAUUCAAUCAAAGAGUCUUGUUGGGAACCGAUUUUAUGUUCGAAAUAG
Messenger RNA from Didymodactylos carnosus, 645 nucleotides. The record is from the annotation of a GenBank genome assembly. NCBI's taxonomy places the organism in Eukaryota, Metazoa, Rotifera, Eurotatoria, Philodinida, Philodinidae.